AUGUCAAUGAUGCAAGUGGAUCCACAGGCCUCUUCACGAGCGCCAACACCUGUGCAAUCGAAGAGCACCCACUCGGUCUCCGAUUCGUCCCAAAUGCCUCCAUCCUCGACAAAACACUACCACCCGUAUUUCACGCAGGCUGAGAUCGACUACCUCUCGGAGAAGCAGCGGGGGAAGCAGUCGGCCGCGCAUGAGGAGAAGGUGCGCCAGAGCGCUUGUACGUUCCUCGAGACUGUGGGUGCGAGAGUGGGAUUCCCAAGGAGAACAAUUGCAACAGCACAGACGCUGUACCACCGAUUCCACCUGUUCUUCCCUCGAAAGGACUUCCAGUAUCACGAUGUUGCCCUCGCCGCCGUCUACGUUUCAACGAAAAUGCACGACACACUGAAGAAACCACGCGAGCUCCUCUCCGUCUCGUAUGCCAUCCGAUACCCCGACCUCGCUGCUAAGUCCAAGCACCCUGGAGGAGACAUCGACCUGGACACGAUGGACCAUACCAUGGUAGAGAAUGACCGACAACGGCUCUUGGCCAUCGAAAGGCUGAUCCUUGAGACUAUUUGUUUCAAUUUCACUGCUCGCAUGCCAUUCCCAUAUGUUAUCAAGCUUGGAAAGGAAUUGAAAGCCUCGAAGAAGCACGUCCAACUCGCCUGGAGGGUCGCCAUUGACUGUCACCGGACAAGCCUCCCACUGAUCUACCCAUCGCACGUCAUCGCCCUCGGAAGCAUAUACGUAUCAGCUCUUCUCCUUUCCUUCGAGAAACCUCCGUUGCCAACGCGAGACGGGGAGAUGAGCACAGAUAAGCUAGCGGCCAAACUCAGCUCUCCUCUGGAAUGGCAGGAGCGCUGUCGUGCACGACACGAGGACUUGCAAGGUGACCUUUUCCGCCGCCACCUUCCGACACACUGCUCACCCUCCAGCUGCUUUAAAUCAGAAUUCGCACAUACAUUUCUCGAUCUCCUCCUCCAAUUCACCCAGCAGUCGUACUCCUCAUCCACUAACACCUCCCCGAGCACACCCUCCUCACCCUCACCGCACCUGGUGGCCACACCCGGACGUGACCGCCACUCCCUCCACCCGCAGCAGAUGCAGCACCCGUAUCCGUACAAGCCCGACCAACUCAUCAGGCUCAAAAUCGCGAUGCGCGAGAACGAGGCAGAGGCAGUGCGUCCACCUGCUCCGAAGAGGAGGAAGAUCAGCGGGUUCUCGGAGCUGGAUAGCACGGAGAGGAUUGGCCAGAAUGAAGGCACAGUUAGGUUCUUGUUCGUCCCACAUGGGGUCGCGGGCGACGUGGAGUAG
Molecule: messenger RNA, 1296 nt
Organism: Cyclocybe aegerita
Lineage: Eukaryota; Fungi; Basidiomycota; Agaricomycetes; Agaricales; Hemipholiotaceae
Source: the annotation of a GenBank genome assembly